This is a messenger RNA of Besnoitia besnoiti, 1347 nucleotides long. RefSeq lists its product as uncharacterized. The transcript is spliced from 2 exons. The record is from RefSeq and is a predicted model, not a curated record. Lineage: Eukaryota; Apicomplexa; Conoidasida; Eucoccidiorida; Sarcocystidae. The coding region runs from base 1 to 1347 and encodes 448 amino acids.
AUGGCAGGUGUGGCGGACGCGGCUUCACCGUCGACGCCCAGGGUGGCGUCAGUCCGUGGAGAGUCGCCACUCACGGCUCUGCUCAAUCGCUUUGACCCAGACGCAGGGAGGUCGGUUUCUACGGACUCCUUACCAGCCGUGUCUGCGUCUUCCGAUGGCGGCGGGAGUGCGACUGGGAGCGCCCUACGCGCAGGAGGUGCGUACGCCUCAGCCUGCAGAGGGACGCACGCUCCGCUCUACGUCCGACUGAAGCGGCGCAGAGAAGAAGAAGUUCCGCCUUUUCUCUGUCUGCUGCAGCAGAAAGGAUCAGCAAGCACCGAUGGAGCGCUGCCGACGGCGAAGCGCCAUCAAGCGGGUUCAGGGGGUCAGGGCUCAGCGCCUCAGCGACCCGGUACCCUGCUGCUUUUCCGCCACGUGGGCGAGCCGCCCGCCCUUUUCGCAGUUGACACAGAGAAUAAGGCGCAGAGCUCCGGUGCGGCGGCGUGUCCCCCAAGGGAGACGCCCCGAGGAGGACACGAGCGCAGAAGAGAAAAGUCUGGGGCUGCGGGGAGCGGCGGAGAGGAUUACUUCGCGGACGUUGCCGCGGCGCUCCAACACCUGCGCAAGUACCGCGUCGUCACUGCCUCACGGAGGGGGACUGACGACAAGCGCGAGGAGAAAGAAAGGAAGUCCCAGGCGGCGGCGGCGUCAGGGGACGCGCGGGGUGGGAAGGAGUCAAAGGGCGGCUCUUCGGGUGUCCUCCAGCAUAUGAAACUUACGGAUGGACGGAGGAUUCGCCUUUUAGAUGUCUGCCCUGAACCGGCGAUGGCAGAAGAAGCGGAGGGCGUUCCCUCGACCCCCGACAACUACGAUUUCGAGUGGUACCGCUUAGCGGACUCCGCCGACGCCGCACGCGUAGUAUCGGACAGCGGCAGCCACGACUUCUUGUUAGACAAGGACGAGCAAGGCAGACUCAGCAGCCAGGCGGAGCUGAUUAGGAAGCUGAUCGCAGAAGGGACUUCGGCUAACCUGCCUGACGGUCCGGGGGCGGAUGCGGUCGGCCUGAUCGAACUUGAGGACGUGGAUCCAGAGACCGGGGAAGUGCUGCUAAACUGUGGAUGGCGCGAGGAUUCCUGCAGAUUCGCUGACGUGUACCUUGGAGAAUACGGAGACAUUGACGACCCAGACUCAGACAACCCGGAUGGUGCGGAGUUGGAUUAUCCGGAAGAGAGCGAUGGUGAAGCAAAAGAGAGGCUUUUUGAGAGUCGGCUGCGCAGCAUGUUGGGGGAUCAAUCAUGGGGGGGGGGAUCAUCUGAUGGUGACGUUCACUAUGGCUCGAGUGACAUCAGCGACGUUGAGGUCGAGUGA